AGUACACUAUAAGUACAUGUUAGUACACGUACUGUAAAAUAAAGUGCAACCAAUAUUUCUAUUGGAGUUCCACCAUUACUGGCUGUAAAUCAGUGUGAUGUCACUGUUAGCCAAACAAUGUAUGUUUCAUUAUAAUGUCAUCCUUCUUUCUGACUUGAGCUGAGAGUUGUGAGUCAGCUGCUUCAUCUGAAUUACACUUGUCACUGAUGACAGAGUCACAACGAACGCAGACAUGUAUAAACCGAGUUAUGAGUCUGUUAAAGUAGUUAUGAAAAUAAACAUAAAGAAUUGUGCAUGGCUAACUGUAAAAUGAGUUCAUUCUAUUUUGCUUUUAACCUACUCACUAACUGUGAAAUAUCAAUAUCUUUCUUCUGAGUUUGGCUAUGUCUUUGCCAAAGUAAUGCAAAAUCAGACCAUAAAAUAAAGACUUUUUAAUGGUACUAAAACCACUGAUUAUUAAUCAGCAUAUGAAAACAAAAUGUGCUAUCUUGCAGUUUAGGUUAGCCUAUUCUCAUUUUGGUUAAACUGUAUAGUUUAGAUUCAACAUCUCAUAACAGGUUAACCAGCAGAUGUUCUUCCAAACAAGCUUAGUGCCACUUUUACUGAUAAAACCCUGAGUUAUUCUGUCUGAACAGAGCCAGCUUACUGUGUCCGUGUGGACAGAGGUUUCAUUGUCCCGUCUCUGGAGGAAGCGGUUCAUUCAGGCUGCUGUCCUGCGCUGUACAGUCUGGUGCAUGGCACUGCAGCGCUGCUGAUGUCAUACGCACCCCUGAGGAUGCUGAAGUGCUGAGGAACAUGACCAGAAUUAGAUCAUGCUUAUGUCUCUGUUCACUAAGUGCGCUGACUCAAGAACUUUUUUGUUCUUUCAUCAUAUUAGCUCAUCUGUGGAGUGUACAGUAAGACCGUACUGGCAUAUUGUACUUUAUUUGUCCCUGGAUGCCUGAGCCGAUGUGGGCUGGGAAUGUGUUUCAGUGGUUGAGAUCCUGUUUCCACCCACAUCUUCUCUCCUGAGUCAAGCUCUGCCCUCUGGGACGCUGUUGUGACAUGCAGUUCAUUCAACUUUUUUUUCUGUUUUUGACCAUGAUAAUUUAUGUUGACUAAGUUUAAAGCUUGGUUAUAGUUAAAGUGGAUAUUUAAAGUACACAAAAAGAGCACCAAUUUAUUAAAGCUGAUUUAAAUCUCUUUUAGAUGCAGUCACGAGUCGCAUGACCGCAUUUGAAUUUUUGCUGAGAAACAAACAUUUCAUUCAUUACGAGUUAGCUUAGUUUUUCAGGACCAAACAAUGAGACCCACACAUUGAUGUCAUAAUCAGAAAGAAUGCUAAACAUCUUUCAAAUGGGUUUGGCUAUUUGAGGCCUAUGUAAAUAUGAAACGAUAAUUAAAAGAAGAUCAGAUAUUAAAAUAAGGACUUAUAUACUUGAAUCACAAUUUACAGUAAAUCCUAUGUUAUUAUAACUAAAAUAUAUUUUGCUGUCUUUGGACACCGUCCAUAAGUAUACUGAGAGAGAGAGAGAGAGAGAGAGAGAGAGAGAGAGAGAGAGAGAUGGAUGGAUGGAUGGAGGGGGUGGGUGCGUCAUUCAUGGUUCAUGGGACAAUGAAGAGGGGUGUUAGUUGGAGAGGUAUACAUUACAGAAGACAUCUGCUUGGAUUGACAUUGUUUUGGACCUAUCUGAAUGCAACAAAUAGCUACAUUUUAAAUUGGAAUGACAUUUUUGGAAAGUGGGGCAAUGAUGACAGAUUAAUAUUAGCAUAAUGAGGAAACAAACUGCAGGGCUGAUAUAAAAGGUCACAAUAAGGUACACAGCAGAGAUGCGAGCUCUGAAGUGUUGGAGGAUUCCUGCCAUACUUACUAUCCUACAGCAAACAUGGAUUUUAGCCAUGGAAAUUCCUCCUGAUGUCAGGCAGCCUCCAAUGAUUUUUAAAGAAAGUCCUCAAGACUACAUAGUAGAUCCAGUUGACCCUAUUAUUGUGGAGUGUGAAGCGACAGGGAAUCCACCUCCAGUCUUCACAUGGACACGUAAUGGAGUGUACCUGAAUGUGGCUCGAGAUCCUCAGGUCAGCAUGAAGUGGCGUUCUGGCACAUUACAGAUUUUCUUCUGGGGUCGUCCUGAUGACUAUGAGGGUGUCUAUCAGUGCACGGCGACUAAUGAGUUUGGCUCAGCUCUGUCCAGUUACAUCAACCUGCGUGUCUCCAAGGCCCGUACCUGGUUGAAGGAGUAUCUGGAGCCGGUCUCAGUAGUUGUUGGGCUUCCUCUCAUCCUUCCCUGCAAUCCUCCUGUAGGUCCUCCAAAACCGGACACUUACUGGCUGAACAGCACCAUGGCACCAAUCCGUCAGGACCGUCGAGUAUCAAAGGCAGAGAAUGGAGAUCUGUACUUCUCCAGUAUUGUAGCAGAAGAUGCUCUUACAAACUAUGUGUGUGUCGCGCGCUUCCCCUUCACAAACACCAUCCAGCAGAAACCGCCCCUCAUCCUGCAGGUGCUCACAGCUCGAAUGGCAGCCCAUACUGCACCCAAGUUUCUGAAACCUAAAGGAACUGCCAGUACAACCAUUGCAUUGCUGGGGGAAGAGCUUGUUUUGGAGUGUUUUGCUGCUGGAGUUCCGACUCCCUCCAUCAAAUGGAUUAAAGAUUGGGAGGAGAUGUCCAUGACAGGAAAGAAGUUGGAGAACUUUAAUAAGACGCUAAGAAUAAAGAACGUCUCUAUGGAUGAUGUAGGAGACUACAUCUGCACCGCUUCAAACAGGAUGGGCAGCCUGGACCACGUCAUCACUGUCAGGGUCAAAUCGGUUCCGUUCUGGGUGGAGAAGCCUGAGAGUCUGGUUUUGUCUCGUGAUGACAGUGGUAGUAUAGUGUGUAGUGCUGAUGGAAUUCCUCGACCACAGAUACAGUGGCUGGUUAAUGGAGAGCCAAUCAGUGAUGCUCCUAAGAGUCCAGGCAGACAGGUUUCAGGAGACACUUUGACGUUCAGGGCUGUGGUUCCAGACAGCGCUGCUGUGUUCCAGUGCAAUGCUUCAAACCAGUAUGGCUAUAUCAUGGCAAACGCUUUCUUGGCUGUAAUGGAUAUGAAACCUCGCCUGUUAGGUCCCAGAGAUGAACUCAUUAAAACAACCGAAGGCAAUCAUACUCAUUUAGACUGCCCAUAUUUUGGCUCUCCAAAACCUGCCCUGCGUUGGUCAAAAGGAGGACUCGGUCCCUUAGAGGGAGGUCGUCAUAGGAUUCUUCCAAAUGGUACACUGGAAAUCAGAAAUACAAAGCUACAAGAUCAGGGAAGCUAUGUGUGUGUUGCAAGCAAUGUCAUUGGACGAGAUGAGAAGGAGGUCCAACUAGAGGUCAAAGAGCCCAUUAAAAUCAUCCGUGCCCCACACAAUACUGUUGUCAUAAGAGGAAGUCUGGCUCGCUUUGAUUGUAAGAUUAAAUUUGACCAAACUCUGGAUGUCACCGUUACUUGGCUUAAGGACAAGAAGUUCUUGAUCUUAGGAAGGAGGAUGACCAAGGAUGAGGAUUCUCUGAGCAUUGCUGAUGUGUACAGACGAGAUGAAGGCGUCUACACCUGCAGGGUUAAAAGUGAACUGGAAGAGGUCACUGCCUCAGCCAAACUCACUGUGAUGGAUCGUCCAGACCCACCCAGUGACCUAGAGAUAUCAGACCCAUCAGAGAGGAGCGUUAGACUCACCUGGGUACCAGGACUGAGCAACCACAGUCCUAUUAAAGAGUACCUGGUUCAGUAUACUGAAGAUCUCCUUGCAGACUAUUGGCUGCUGCCAAGUGGCUGGAAGAACCUGUCCAGCUACCCAGGAAGCCUGAACUCUGUCAUUUUACAGCUGACACCGUUUGUAGAGUACAGAUUCCGGGUCAUCGCUGUCAACGGUAUAGGUCCCAGUAAACCCAGCUGGCCAUCUGAAUACUACCAGACAGGAGGAGCUGUGCCUGAUGCCAUCCCAAGGAACAUCCAAGGAAUGGGAAGUGGAGUGUUCAGAAAUAACAUGGAGAUCAGCUGGGAGCCACUAGAGUACAGAGAAUGGAAUGGGCCGAAACUGGGCUACAUGGUUUGGUGGAGACGAAGGGAUUCAAGGGAAGAGUGGAAAAACUACACAACAUACUGGUGGUGUAGCUACAUCAUCUAUGACACUGACACCUUCACACCCUAUGAGAUUAAAGUUCAGGCCGUCAACUUCUUCGGCUAUGGCCCAGAAUCCCCUGUUGUGAUUGGCUACUCUGGGGAGGACCGUCCUGUUGCUGCUCCAUCUGACCUGGGAGUGUCAGACAUUGAGAGCUCAACGCUGACAGUCCACUGGGAACCAGUGGCACGAGCUGACAUCAUGGGUGAAAUAAAGGAGUACAAAGUUUAUUAUUGGAGAGAGAGCAGUCGCCUGCCCUGGCACACUGUGAGCAGGAGGAUUAAGACCAAGAGUUUCAAAGCUAAUGGACCUCGUCUGUCUGGGACCCUAACCGGUCUUGUACCAUAUAGUAACUACAAGAUGUAUAUUGUAGUAGCCAAUAAUCGCUUUGAGGGUCCGCCCAGCAACACCAUUGAGUUUCAGACACCUGAAGGAGUGCCCUCGAUUCCCAGAUCAUUCAGAAUCAUGCACCGGCACUAUGACACCAUUUACCUGGACUGGGAAGAACCUGCAGAACCCAAUGGCAUUCUGACCGGAUAUAUCCUCAAAUAUCAGUCAUUGAACGUCUCUCUGGGUGACAGAAUCCAGGUUGAAUACAUUCCUCCGAACAUCACCUACUUCUCCCUGCGGCGAUCUGACCGUUACACGCGAUACAAGUUCUCACUGGCAGCACAAACCGAGGCUGGAGUCGGGGAGGCCUUCACAGAGGAAUCACCCCAUUUUACAACUGAGGAAUAUACCCGGGAUCAAGUGGACAUUGUGACGCAGGGUUGGUUCAUUGGCUUAAUGUGUGCAGUCGCUCUCCUUGUUCUUAUCAUGCUCAUAGUCUUUUUCAUCAAGAGGAGCCGAGGAGGAAAGUACCCAGUGCGGGACAAGAGGGACUUUGCAUUGGAGCAACUGGAUGAUAGAGAGAAUGGAACGUUUGAUUACAGGUCUCUUGAGAGGAUAACACGAGUGUCCACAAUGCCCUAUACCAGGCGUGAGGAAGAAAGUCGACAGGGACGCAGUCAAGCUGCGAUUGAGCACAUCGGCAGGAGAACGAACAGUGACGACAGCCUCAUGGAGUACGGUGAGGGUGAAGAGAUCGAGUUUAACGAGGAUGGCUCUUUCAUCGGCGAGUACACGGGCGUCAGUAAGAGGAACAUGGACAGGAGCCCGUACCAGGACAGCUCUGAGCCCACGUCUCCUGUGGCCAUCUACUCUUUUGCUUAGAGCUCAUGGUGGGAUGCCUACAGUGUCCAACUGAAUUAACUUUACACACACCUCAAAACACACAACACAAGAUUAUGAUCCGUUUAAUCUGUCGGACAGGCUGCAGAUGAGUAGUGCAUAUAGAGGUGUGAUUUAAAGCUGUUUCUGGUGAUUUACAGUUAAAGUAGCAAUCAGUGUUUUUCAAAUCCACAAAUCAUGUGCGAGGAAGCCAAGCGAAGAUGCCUUGAUGUGUUUAUCAUGUUGAUAAGAAGACUGAAAGAAAACGGCUGAUGGAAGCUUGAUUCACUGAACACAUAACAUUCAGGAUCAUUUCACACAGAUUUAAUUACACAGAUGUAUGAAGAGAUGUUGAGCAUCAAGAACGCCCAUAGGGCUUUACUGUUUAACCAGUUUUUGAUCUCACUGAUAUUUGCUACUAAUUCGUGUAUAUUUUAUUUUUCAAUAUAUUUGUGAAUUCGCUGUUCUGUAGGUCACAUUAAUGAACUACAAACCAUUUAUUCUUACACAAAAUACAAUCUAACCCUUCGCUGCUUAUUAUAGUGUGAAAUAUAUCGUUUUUUUGUAUAUAUUUUUGAGUCUGUUAAGAGUACUAUCAUAAGUGUAGUGCUUCAGCUAUUAAAAUGCAUCAAGAG
Molecule: messenger RNA, 5963 nt
Organism: Carassius auratus (goldfish)
Lineage: Eukaryota; Metazoa; Chordata; Actinopteri; Cypriniformes; Cyprinidae
Product: neurofascin-like
Exons: 27
Coding region: 1810-5331 (1173 amino acids)
Biological process (GO): cell-cell adhesion; axon guidance; brain development
Cellular component (GO): axon; plasma membrane
Molecular function (GO): cell-cell adhesion mediator activity
Source: RefSeq, a predicted model, not a curated record